This is a messenger RNA of Podospora pseudocomata, 2248 nucleotides long. RefSeq lists its product as uncharacterized. The transcript has 3 exons. Lineage: Eukaryota; Fungi; Ascomycota; Sordariomycetes; Sordariales; Podosporaceae. The coding region runs from base 62 to 2248 and encodes 728 amino acids. The record is from RefSeq and is a predicted model, not a curated record.
AGAGUCGCCCUUUCCCUCCUGCUGCUUAGCAACACCAAACACAUGGUCUUGAUCCUGUGAUAUGAUGUCGUCAUCAAAGCUGCAGUAUGAACACCUCGAUCAGCAGGACCACUCCAUCCGUCUUUUGCGCCUGCUCCCAGGACGAUGGCUCGACAACAUCUACUGCGAGCUGCAAACCGUCUCGCUCGACGACAGCCCCGCAUACCACGCUCUUUCCUACGUCUGGGGCAACCCCCAAGACACAGGCCUCAUCACCGUGGAUGGUUCACCAUUCCAAGCCACCAAGAACCUGAUCACUGCCCUGCGGCGGCUGAGAUCCAGUAUCGACGUCAAGGUGUUCUGGGUGGACGCCGUGUGCAUCAACCAGCUAGACACGAACGAGAAGACAAGUCAGCUAGGGCUGAUGGCUAGAAUAUACAAGAGUGCAGCAGACGUACAGGUUUUCUUGGGCGAGAGUGGUGUUCUCGACCUCAUACCGCACGAGCAACAGGGGCUGUGGGAUGAUCCGCCGCGGACGCACUGGGUUCGGGAUGCCACUAUGUUAAUUCACACAGAGCAUCCGCCGCAUAAAGACGGGUUGGACUCUCGAGGUGUCAUAAUCGACUGGGGAACAUACCUCCGUUUGCCAAGCUCACCGGAACAACCUGGCUAUAAACCCGCCUCGAGAGAGGUCCCUAUGUGGGCUAUAUUGGAUCCAUCAAAUGGCCUGAAUGCCGCAGAUCAGCACAGGGUUGACCAGUUCUUCACGAGACAGCAGGAUCCCAUGCAUGGCCGCGAUCAAGAGCUGCCACCGCUCGAAAGGUUACGCCAUAACCAGUCUGGUGCCUUUGCCAUGAUGAAGAUGCUCUCAAAUGGGAGAUGUCUGAAGGUGUGUUGCCAGGGCCCUUUGGACUCAUCAGCCUGGCAAGGGGCUCUCAAUGUAAUUGCCCAUCUCGUCAGCCUACCGUGGUGGUCACGAGCUUGGGUCUUGCAAGAAGCCAUCUUACACCAACGGGAUGUCCUCGCCAUCUACGGCGAGAUCGUCGUUCCCAUGGGUCUUAUUGAAGAUUCCGGAGCCGUUCUUCCACGCCACUAUGCACGCGGUGAUUGCUGCAAGCGCUUUUGGAACUCGCUGCCUCAGGCCCAGAAAGCAACCCUCGAAAAGUUUGCCAACACCAUGGGCCAGCUAGAGGGUAUCAGACAGACAUUGAACAUGCUGAAGAUGAAGCAAAUUGAAAUGCUCAAAUAUCUGAUAGACAAGACGCGUUUUAAAGAGGCUACCGACCCGCGCGACAAGAUUUACGGCCUGUUGGGCCUUCUCAGCAACUGCGAUGAACCCAUCGACCUGGUUCCUGAUUACCACCUCUCCGCAAACGACCUCUACACCAAGGUGGCAAUGCAAAUGAUCAGCUACACCAGAAGCCUCUCCAUUCUCCACCACCACGAGUUUCGCUCCUCCGCUUUGUGUUCAGAGUUACCAUCAUGGGUGCCAUGCUGGGGCCCAACCUACGGCUCUCUCACCCCCUUUCAAAUCGGAGAACGCACUGCCAACUUCUUGGCUUGCCCCCCUGGGCCAGACAGGAUCCCUCAUCUUGCCAACGACACUCCUUGCCCCAAUGCUUUGGUUGUGCAAGGGAGAUUCAUCUCGAAAGUCUCUGCCGUCACGACUCCCGCUUCCAAAGAAACGACAAGUUUAUUCAUAGACUUGCUGACCUUCCUCCAGACUUUCUUCGACAUUGACCCGUUCUCUCUCCACCCAAUAACCCAAGAACCAGAAGAGGAUGCGCUAGCCCGCACGCUUCUGUCGGACCAAGUCUUUGAGGUACGAUAUGAGUUCAAGGCUGGGCAAGUAGUGUUCAGCAGAGCCUACGCUGGGGAUAUCCAGAUGUUUCGUCUCGCUCGUCAGAUCUUGAUGGCGCAGAAGAUGGGACAGACUUUGGUGCUCAUCUUGCCGAACGGCACGGUCAUGGAUGACGAGGCAAAGGCGCAUGUGGUGAUGCAUGCCGAGGAGAACUUCUGGUGUGCCAAUGAGGGGAGGGUGUUUUUCCGAACAGAAGAGGGCCAUUUUGGGUCUGGGCCGAGGGAAACAAAUGUGGGGGAUGAGGUUUGGGUUGUGUUGGGGAGUUUGGUGCCUCUGGUUUUGAGAAGGGCAACAGAGGGGGAGGAGGGUAGAAGGCUGGUGGGCUAUGCAUAUGUUCAUGGGAUUAUGGACGGGGAGGCUGCGCCUGGGGUGAAUGGGGAGGGGAAGAGGGAGGUAUAUUUGGUGUAG